Molecule: messenger RNA, 1783 nt
Organism: Cydia fagiglandana
Lineage: Eukaryota; Metazoa; Arthropoda; Insecta; Lepidoptera; Tortricidae
Gene: app
Product: palmitoyltransferase ZDHHC14-like
Exons: 12
Coding region: 323-1684 (453 amino acids)
Biological process (GO): protein targeting to membrane; peptidyl-L-cysteine S-palmitoylation
Cellular component (GO): endoplasmic reticulum; Golgi apparatus
Molecular function (GO): protein-cysteine S-palmitoyltransferase activity
Source: RefSeq, a predicted model, not a curated record
GUGAUCGAAUCUGUGGUAAUUUUAGUAGACAACCAAAAAAAGCAAGAGAAAGUUUGUUACUUCAUUUUAAGUAUUAAUAAUGAAUUCAUUAUUUAUUGACACAUUCGACAAAUAUUUUUGUGCAUACAUUGUCUUGACGGUACGUACUUGAGUGUAUUGUAUCGUGCCACAAAGUUUGGACGAUAGAUAAGGAGCCUGUGAAUUGCUUGUGAAGUGUCGUGUCGUGUGGGAGUGUUUACCAGAGCCAAGACGUCGCGUCGGAGCUUCCCGGACACGGGUUGGAUGAUCCGCGCGACCGACAGAUGACGCGGGCGCACGGAGCAUGUGCAUAUGCUCUCAGAUACUAAAAAACGUGUGGAGCUCCUACCAUACGGGGAAGGGUGAGGUUACACGUAAUGGUGAGAUGGCGCGGCGGCGCGUGACGCGCAAGUGGGAGGUGUUCGCGGGCCGCAACCGCUUCUGGUGCGAUGGGCGCCUUAUGACCGCGCCGCAGCCCGGGGUCUUCCUUCUGACCCUGGCGUUGGUUGCUGCUACGUCAGCGUUACACCUCGCCUUCGACGGGCCUUACUUGGCCCGUCGCGUGUCCCCCGCGCUGCCCGCGCUGGGCGCGGCGCUGGCGGCGCUGACGCUGUGCGCGCUGCUGCGCACGGCGCUGACGGACCCGGGCAUCCUGCCGCGCGCCGCGCCCGCCGAGGCGGCGCUGGACGCGCCCCAGGCCACGGCGGCCCGCCCUCCGCCCCGCGCGAGGGAGGUUCUAGUCCGCGGACGCGUAGUGAAACUAAAAUACUGUUUCACGUGCAAACUGUUCCGGCCGCCGCGCGCGUCCCACUGCUCUCUGUGUGAUAACUGUGUGGAGAGGUUCGACCACCACUGCCCAUGGGUGGGCAACUGCGUGGGCCGGCGUAACUACCGCGCGUUCUACACGUUCGUGGUGUCUCUCUCGUUCCUGGCCGUGUUCGUGUUCGCGUGCGCCGUCGCACACGUGGCCCUAGAGGCCAGGACUCUGGGGCUAGCCGCGGCGUUGCGCAAGGAGCCAGCGUCAGCGUUGGCAGCAGGAGUGUGCUUCCUUUCGGUAUGGUCGGUGCUUGGUCUGGCCGGCUUCCAUACGUACCUCGCUUCCACGGACCAGACUACCAAUGAAGAUAUAAAGGGUUCAUUCUCAUCGCGACGCGGCAGUGGGAACCCGAACCCGUACUCGCGCGGCAACGCCUGCGCCAACUGCUGGCACGUGCUGUGCGGCCCGCUCGCGCCCAGCCUCAUCGACCGGCGUGGCAUCGUGAGCCCGGACUGUCACGAGGACCUGCCGCCGGCCUUCGUGGCGGCGCUGCAGGCCUCCGCGGCGGCCGGCCCGCCCGACCCGCCGGUCACGCUGCAGCCCAGUACCGAACCUAACGGUACUGGGAGUUAUAGCAACCUGUUCACAGUGACGCCGGUAGGCAACCACGCCUACCUCAACCACAGCCUCGACCUCGACCCCACGCCUCUACAUGAGGUGUGCAUCGGCGGUCCGACGGUCAACAGUAGCGCCGCGGCUACGAGUACAGUGAGCGCGCUGAGCGCGGCGCGGCUGCGGCUGCUGCACGACACCACCAUGAUCGACGCGGCGCUCGACCUGGACGAGCCCGAGCCGUCGCCGCAUCUACAGGCCAACACGCCGCCGCGGAUCGCCACGGCGCAGCUCUGACCCGAGCACAUUGUAAUGAUACGCUAUUUGUACAAAUACCUUAUUAUUCUUGUAAGAUUUUUGAGACUCGCUUUAUGAGGAAUAAAUAUAAUUAUCUAA